Messenger RNA from Gaeumannomyces tritici R3-111a-1, 1436 nucleotides. RefSeq lists its product as hypothetical. The transcript has 2 exons. Gene Ontology annotation, cellular component: plasma membrane. NCBI's taxonomy places the organism in Eukaryota, Fungi, Ascomycota, Sordariomycetes, Magnaporthales, Magnaporthaceae. The coding region runs from base 454 to 1131 and encodes 225 amino acids. The record is from RefSeq and is a predicted model, not a curated record. Gene Ontology annotation, biological process: intracellular copper ion homeostasis; copper ion transmembrane transport. Gene Ontology annotation, molecular function: copper ion transmembrane transporter activity.
CCUGACUGUCAAGACCACCUGCUCGGUCCCCUACGGCCGAGCCAAGAACCAGCCCGCGACCUCCACUCGCAAGCAUUGACGUGUAAUCCUGCUCACCUUUCCCGCACAACGCCAGCAGCUGAGGACCAUCAGGACCGCGUAUGAGUCAGUGUGCCGUGCUGUUCCGGGCCUCGUCGUUGCGGGAAACUUAGUUGGGCUGCCCGCCGGGCCACUCUUCGUAUCGUCGUUCCGUCCCGAUCCCUGGCAGGGGCUAGGUCGAUUGUUUUGCUGCUUACUAGAUAGGUAGCCAGCUUGCGAGUUCAAAUGGCCCUUGGCUGCUCUUUCUUGCACUCCCUUGGUCGUGGCAGCGCUAUCCGUCAUUCGUUGGCCCCCUCACGCCCCCAAGCAGGACGACCUCGAGGUCCAGUAGCCGCCGCUUCCCUUUAAGGGACCCCCCAAGCCUUGUCAACAGGUAUGGAUGCUAUGGAUAUGUCUGCCAUGGCAACUAGCAUGACCUCGGUCAGCACACCAACCCCGACGCCGACCAUGGCCAUGCAUGGCGGCGGCGGUGGCGGCGGCGACACGGCGAUGGGCAUGUCGGCCAUGUCCAUGACCUUCUUCCACUCGGCCUCGACCCCGUUGUUCUGGGACUGGUGGAAGCCGAGCGGACCCCAGCAGUACGCGGCGACCUGCGUCUUCCUCAUCGCCCUCGCCACCGUCACGCGCGUCCUCUUCGCCGUCCGGCCCCUCCUCCACGCCCGCGCGGCCUUCCGGGGCCCGCCCGACGGCCACCACCACCUACCUCUCCGUCACGACGAGCAGGCAACGUCCCGACAUCACGCCACGGCUGAGGAGCUACUGCUCGCCGGCGAGAAGACGGGCUUGGGCGAGGCUGAUCCUGAAGCAGCCGCCCCGAAAGGAGUCGCCGGAGUCGCGUCGAGGUGGUGGCACAGCGCGACGGUGUGCGAGCGCUUGUUGAGGGCGUCCUGUGAGGCGGUGUUGGUGUGUCUGGGGUACUUUCUAAUGGUGGCGGUAAUGACAAUGAACACCGGCUACUUUCUCUCAGUUCUGGGCGGCGUUUUCCUGGGCAUGUUCCUCGUGGGCGGCUCAGCCGACGACAGCACCGCCGGGGACCGGUGGCACCAGUGUUGAUGGCGGUCGUAGUUGAAACAUGAAUCGGACAGAAUGGCCCGGUACGGACCGCAGAGCACUGUCGACUCUGCAAGGUCGCGGAUGGCGGCCUCGCCGUGGACUGGCGACGGUGGUCGAGGAGCUUCCUUCGUGUUCGUUGUCGUCACCAUACCUAGCGUUGGUGCAUGGAGAAGGCGGAGAAGAGGUACUAGUAGAUUGGGAAUAUCAACAAAUGACGAACAUUUUGAAGGUUCAAAAGACUCUCUAUGCGGGGCUUAACUGAAGAGCCUGAAAGCCUGAUGCAUCUUGGCGGAGUAGGGGCUGAC